AUGAACAGAGUACCCGCAGUCAAUUCUCACUAUGAUGUAUGGUAUUACCGUAAAUACCUGAAGUUUGAUGUUGUUGCUGGUGCUGGAGCAUGUUUAAAACUUUAUACUGGUCCUUCAUCCUUUAAAGUAGAAGCACUGUCCUAUGGCAUGACAAGCACAGAUGUUCAGAGAAAAAAGAGAACCCGCCAAACAAAGGUAAUUCUUUGGCUAUUGCAGCUUUCAGCACCAAGUUCUGCUGAAUUAAUGCUAAGUCCAUCAGUUUCGUCAUACUCUGCACAACUUCCCAAGUUGUCCAUUUAUUUUCUCCAGUAUUCAUUUAUGUUUCUUGUGUACAUGUCUAGCAGAAGAAAGGGCCACGCUGGAGGAAUGGAGAAACCCCCGAGGGUUGUUUUACCGACAGCACAUGUCAAGUAA
Fraxinus pennsylvanica is the source of this 414-nucleotide messenger RNA. The record is from the annotation of a GenBank genome assembly. Lineage: Eukaryota; Viridiplantae; Streptophyta; Magnoliopsida; Lamiales; Oleaceae.